AUGGUAUUUUCGGAAAUUGUGGGUACUUUGUCUUUUCUUCAACCUCAAGCUGACGAUGACUUUGUGGAUCGUCUACAUUAUUACUAUACAAGUACAUUUCUACUUGUCACCGCGGUUCUGAUAAGUCUUAAAAUGUUUGGUGGACGACCAAUUGAGUGUUGGGUACCAGCGGAAUAUAAAGGCAGUUGGGAAGACUACACUGAAAUGUUUUGCUGGGCAAGAAGUACGUAUUGGGUAUCGUUUGAAGAAAAAAUUCCAAAUGAAGUUCAGGUCCGUGAAAGUCGAAUGAUAUCAUAUUAUCAGUGGACGCCAUUCUUUCUGGUUAUAUGUGCUUUCUGUUUCUACUCACCGUGCUUAAUAUGGCGUCUUAUGUAUGGAAAAUCAGGAAUACGUUUAAAGGAUAUUAUGCAGUUUGCAACAGAUAAGUCGAAUGUUCAACCAGCAACAAGACAAUGCAAUAUUGAAGGACUGGCAGCUCAUCUGUCGUCUGUUUUUAAGCAUCGAUUCCGCUUUGGCACUUCUCACCCUUAUCACCACAGAUUCUUAAGAAUUCUUAAUUUCCGCUUUUACGAGGCUUACUUAACAGCUCUUUAUAUAAUAAUCAAACUUUUAUACUUUGUUAACGUUGCUGGCCAGAUGUUUCUGAUAAAUCGAUUUCUGCAAACCGACAGAUAUGGUUUUUACGGUUUCGAAGUCCUUAAAGAUUUGAUCAAUGGGCGACCAUGGCAAGAAUCUGGAAAUUUCCCGCGAGUUACACUUUGCGAUAUGAACAUCAGAAUCUUGGGGAAUGUUCAACGGCAUACUGUUCAAUGUGUUCUUGUCAUAAACAUAUUCACUGAAAAGGUGUUUAUAUUAUUAUGGAUGUGGUAUAUAAUAUUAGCAGUAAUCUCAUUAGUUAGCUGCUUUACUUGGAUUUUCUUUGCGCUGCCAUUUGAGCAAAGAAAAAAAUUUAUUGCUAGACGACUGGAAUUAGCUGAUGUAGAGUUUGAACGAAAAAAUGUUAGAUAUGAGUUAGAUGAGUUUGUCAGAAAUUACAUCAAAAUUGACGGUGCAUUUGUGUUGAAAAUGUUGACGGUUCAUGCUGGUAUACUGAUUUGCACUGAAGUCGUUGACGUCAUGUGGGACAGUUUCCUCACUGAGCAAGGUUUGUUGACGACCUUACAGUUAUAA
This is a messenger RNA of Enterobius vermicularis (human pinworm), 1170 nucleotides long. Lineage: Eukaryota; Metazoa; Nematoda; Chromadorea; Rhabditida; Oxyuridae. The record is from the annotation of a GenBank genome assembly.